Messenger RNA from Schistosoma turkestanicum, 4296 nucleotides. The record is from the annotation of a GenBank genome assembly. NCBI's taxonomy places the organism in Eukaryota, Metazoa, Platyhelminthes, Trematoda, Strigeidida, Schistosomatidae.
AUGGUCUCAGAUAUGUAUUCAAGUAAACUUCCAUUUCAAUUAUCACGUUCUCAUAAUAAUAAUAAUAAUAACAGUAAUAAUAGUAAUAAUAAUAUUAAUAACAAACGUCAAAAUCAACUCUCCCAGCAUCAUCCUCCUCAACAUCAUCAUCAUCACCACCACCAUCAUCAUCAUCAACGUCAUUUAUCUACCAGUCCACAAGUAGCUGGUGCUGGUGCUGGUGAUUUAACAACAACAGCCGGUCAAUGUUUAUCACCGAAAUGCUCUUCUGCUGCGGCAUCAGCAACAUCAUCAUCAUCGUUAUUUCCAAGUCAUCUACAACAAUCUAUUCCGUAUUGUCGAAGUCCAAUUGGUGUCAACCCUAGCGCUGCUGUUGGUGGUAAUCAUGUGAAUUAUCCACUGGAGAUUUUUUCAACUACCACAAAUUGUCCAAUGAAUAUCGUUUCUACGAUCAAUACUACUACUACUACUAAUACUUGUACUACUAAUAGUAGUAAUAAUCAAGUCAUUAGUGAAAAAAUCAUUCAACAUUCAAUACAACAACAAAAACAUCAACGUCGUCUAACUAGACGUGGUGUUAGCUCUCGUGCUUUCAAUGACAAAAUUAAACUACACAGCAAUACUACUAAUAAUAAUAUUAGUAAUAAUAAUUAUGGUAUUACUGUUACUGCUGGGAAUUCUACCGGACUAACUGUUCCAUUAAAACCAACCAAUAAAUCAUCAACUAGUCGAUCUUAUAGUAUGGCUGAACAUGAUCCAAAAGGUUUUGCACAAAUUUUAUCAGAGAAAUUACAACGUUUAUUAAAUAAUCAAUUAGUUAUGGAACGUCUUGAUCAUUUAAUGAUUGAAACUAGUCCAAAUAUUCAAGAAACUCAAGAACCAAUUGAUGAAUCCAAUGAUGUCAUAAUUACAAAUAAAAAUGAUACAUUUAAUAUGAGCAAAACAUCAACUAAUCAUCUUGUUAUAUGUACAACAACAAAUCCUUAUUCUACUAUGACAAAUACUACUAAUACUACUACUACUACUACUACUCAUUUACCUAUUAGUCAACCAACACCAUCGAUUGUUAGUAGUAAUGUUACGUCAAUUGUUACUGUUCCUACGACCACUAUGACAACUGCGACUGCUACAAAUGCUGUUACUACUACUACUGCUACUACUACUACUCCUUCAGUACUUCAACGUCCAUGGGCUGAUAAAUUAUUGGCUGCUGCUCGUGUUCAACAUGAAAAUACACGUGAAAAUGCUCAGGCUAUUCUAGAGGAUCAUUGUUCAAGAAUAUGGGCUGCCUCGGCUGAUCGUACUCCAAGUAGCAGUGGAGGUGGUGAUGUAGGCAGUGGAGGUGAUGGCAGUGGAAGCGGUGGUCAUCAUCAUCAUCAUCAUCCUCGUGAUGAAGAUGAUGAUGUUGAUGAUGAGAUGUUAUUGCAAAGAAAUUUUGGUUCCAAUUUAAACGAGUGUACUAAUGCAUUUAUAUCAUCGCCUUGUGUGAAUACUUAUCAACAUGAUGAAAUCAAACAUUGGUCACAUUGUAAUCAUCCAAUGAUGCAAUCAUCAUCAUCAUCACAACAACAUCAAAUACGUGAUCAACAAUCAACACUUCAAUCUGGAUCUUCAUGUUAUCAAGAUAACAAUAAUAAUAAUAAUCAAACCAGAGAAUCAUAUCAUCAACAUCAACAUCCUCAUCAAUCUAACACCAGUACAAUCGAUUCAUCUGUUGUUACAAAAUCAUUGCCUCUAAUUGUUCCACCAUGGUUUAAAACAUUUUCUCAAUCAACUAAUCCCUAUCAAUUAUCCUCAUCAGUGAAUCAGUCACGCACACAUUGUACAGAAGAGCAUUUAAUCAAGACGAUUAUACCGAUCAACAAUGAUGAUCAUACCACAAUCGCAACACAACAACAGCAACAACAUGAUGAUGCUGAUGAUGUUACAUAUCAAACAGAGAAUAGUCCAAUAAAUAUUACUCAUAGUAGCGUUAGUAGUAGUAGUAAUAGUAAUAGUGGUAGUAGCGGUAGUAGUAGUAGCGCUAGUUGUACCACCGCGACGACCACUACAACGACUACGACUACCACUACUGCUUCCAACACAACUAGCCGUACCACCACUGAUCAACAUCAUCAAACUUCUAUUGUUACCACAACAAACACUACAUCGCAUUCAACGCAUUCUUCAACAAUUUCAACGACAACAACAACUUCAAAUUCUACACCAGCUGUAUGCACGGCAUCGAAUUCACUUGUUAUCGGUUAUUAUAUGGGUGAUGAUCCGGUACCUUAUCGAAGUUUAUGGCCAUCAACAGAAAUUACACUUGGUCAAUUUAAACAAUUAAUACCAAAGAAAAAAGGUUUAUUCCGAUACUUUUUCAAAAAAGCAUCGGAUGAAUUCGAUUCCGGUGUAGUCCACCAGGAGAUCACCAAUGAAGAUACUAUUUUACCAUUAUGGGAAGGUAAAAUUGUUGCCAAGGUGGAACGAAUUGAUUAAAUUCCAUCAUGGGAUGAGCUGGCUGGCAGGCGGGCGGGUGGACGCGCGGUUGGGCCGUUGUCGUUUUUUAUAGUCAUAAUAUUUUUUUUGUUUUGAUGAGUGACAUUUGUUGUACUACUACUGUUCAUUGCUUCAUUGUCUCUCUCUCUCUCAACACACACACACACACUCUCUCUCUCUGUCUCCGUGUGUGUGUGUGUGUGUGAAUCAUGCACACCAGAUCAUUUCAUUUAAUCUUGAUGCUGUGAAAUUCAUUUCAUUAAUAAGCGCCUCCUAAAUUGUAAUUGAAUCAUUAUUUUGAAAACUCCAUUAUACACACACUAAUACACGGUCGUCUCUCCUUGCUGACUUUUCUUUGUACCGUUAGUUCUUCAUUAUUGAUGCUUCCGUUAUCAUCCGGUCCUGCGUGUGUGUGUGUGUAAAAUCUAUGAUUUUCAUUUUUAUUCUAACACUAUCGAUGAUGAUGAUUUGUGAUGAUGAUGUAGUCGCAGUAAUUUGUGCCUUCUUGCCGUUGUCGAGCGCGCGCGGGUACAACGUGCUGUUAGUCAGUCUCUCUCUCUUAGCCAGUGUAACAUCAUCUUACAGACAGACGCAUGUGCACCGGAACUGUAGUGACAGUUUUUUUUUCAUUUACGGGCUAAACAGGGUACAAAUAAUAAUUUAAAAUAAUAAUAUCCACACAUAGUUUUAUUGUACUUCAUUGUAAUUCUUAUUUUCACAUCUUUGUACACUACUUCUUUACACUCUUUGUGUUUUGUGUUUUAUGACUAAUGUACAUUGAAUUUGUGUUAUUCCCUUGGGCUAGUGAUGAUACUUAGGGAAUGGAGAUUAGUUAACUGGUGUGUUUUUGACUUUUGACAAUGAUUGUCCAAGAUUGAUUGAUUGCUUUUAUUUUUUGCAUAAAAAUGCAUACUACUACUGUGGUGCGCGCUACUUAUAUAAGUAGUAUAUGACGCGAGUAAAAAAACGUAAUGUCUGGCAGCAGAAGAUGGGGGGGGGGAGAUCAACAAGAAAGGAAGAGUGGGGGGAACACAAUGGAAUUUGUGUAUGAAACGCAUGAAUAGUGAGUGAAAUGUCAGACAAUGGAUUGAUGAUGGAUUGAAGAUUUGCAAAUUAACCGUUUACGAUAUGGUUUUUCCUAUUUUACUGAGUAACUAUGUAAUUUGCGAUAAAUACAAUUUCGGUUGCCCUCAUCUGUGUUCUCCUUUACUACACUACUACUACUAAUAAUAAUAAUAAUAAUUUAAUGUGUACACUCUGUGGAUAAACUUCUGUUGCCUUUGUACUCUUGCCUCUCUCUGUUUAGAUUUUAUUUUUUCGCACAAUCCUAUUUCUUCAGUACGUGCAACAACAAACACAACUUGUGGAUACUUUCAAUCGGUGUGUGUGUGCCGGUGUGUUUCUUGUAAUCAUCCUACUUACUCAAUGGCUUACUUUUCCAGUCCCCAGUUCUUCAUAGUUUUCACUCUACUAAUUGUCGGUUAUGACAACUUUUAAUUAGUUUCUCAUAGUGGCUUGAUGUACUCAAAAAAUAAUUUGAAUAUUUGUAGUACACAUACAUACAUACGUACACACACACGCACACACACAGACACACUUGACAUUAUUCACUUUGACGUACUUUUUUGUGCAGUCACAUAACUUAGGGGACAAUAUAUGUUCGUCUUCUUCUUAUUCUUCUUACUGUUUUUCUUCUAAAGAAGAUUUUUUUACUUCCCCUCAUGCACAAAGUGUGCGUGUGUGUGCGCAUCUGUUUGGUUGUUACGGUGCAUCAAUACGCACAUGAAGAUAGAUUGAAAUGCAAAAAGUAUCAAAUGG